AUGUGGGCAAAGACAAUUACAGGAAAUUUUGCCAAUGUGAUUCAUGGUUUGAACGCAAACCAUUUGACAGACCAAGUCAUUCAGAGAAGCAAGCGAAUGAUUCUGGAUACUCUUGGAGUCGGGCUUCUGGGUAGUGGCACUGAGAUCUACCACAAAGUGAUACAGUACAGCAAAAUCUACAGCUCAGAUUUAUCCAGUACCACAUGGGGCCACCUGGAUUUCCGACUUCCUCCUCUGUAUGCAGCUUUUGUGAAUGGAGUGGCUGUGCACUCAAUGGAUUUUGAUGACACAUGGCAUCCGGCCACACACCCUUCUGGGGCUGUGCUUCCUGCUGUGAUUGCACUCUCAGAGGCCUUUUCUCAGAAGAAAAAGAUCUCUGGCCUCGAUCUGCUCUUAGCUUUCAACGUGGGAAUUGAAGUGCAAGGCAGGUUGCUACGCUUUUCCAGCGAAGCCAGGAACAUUCCAAAAAGGUUUCACCCACCAACUGUGGUUGGUACAAUGGGGAGUGCAGCAGCCUGUGCUAAACUGCUAGCUCUUGACCAGCUGAAAUGCAAAAAUGCCUUGGCUAUAGCUGCCUCCUAUGCAGGCGCCCCACUGGCUAAUGCAGCAACCCAAACAAAGCCACUCCACAUUGGUAAUGCAGCAAAACACGGACUGGAAGCAGCUUGCUUAGCAUCACUGGGUGUUCAAGGAAGUGGACAGAUCUUGGACAUGGAGUCAGGGAUGGGUGCCUUUUAUACAGAUUACAGCCCGCAGACCCUGCCAACCUUGCAGUCAUAUUCCUGGCUGUUGGACCACCAAGACGUUGCCAUCAAACGCUUUCCUGCUCACCUUGGAACACACUGGGUGGCUGAUGCAGCAACUUCUGUUAGGAGGAAGCUCAUAGAGCACAAUAACAACUUGCUCCCUCUUGACAAAAUUGAGAAGGUCAUUGUCAAGGUCCCAGAGGUCAGAUACGUGAACAGACCCACCCCUGAUUCAGAACACGAAGCUCGACACUCCUUCCAGUUUGUUGCAUGCUCUGCUUUGCUGGAUGGCAGCAUGUCAGUUCAGUCCUUUGACAGCAAGAACAUUCAUAGACCAGCCUUACGGGAGCUUCUCUGCAAAACGCACCUGGAGCAUCCUUCUGAUAACAAGCCCAGCUUUGAGAAUCUUUACUGUGAAAUGAGCGUUACACUUCAGGAUGGCCACACGUUCAGCGACUGCUGCAAUACAUUCUAUGGGCACUGGAGGAAACCUCUGAAAAAAGAGGACUUAGAGAAAAAAUUCCAAUCCAAUGCCUCCGUAGUCCUCUCUGCAGAAGCCACAGAAGGCAUUAUAGAGACUGUGUAUAAUCUGGAAAAAGUAGAGGACUGUUCUGUAUUAAGCACAUUUUUAUCAGGACAGUCAGCUAAAGCACUUUCAGAGAAACUGCAUUUACUUUGA
This is a messenger RNA of Rhea pennata, 1425 nucleotides long. It is a transcript of the gene ACOD1, whose product is annotated as aconitate decarboxylase 1. The record is from RefSeq and is a predicted model, not a curated record. Bases 1 to 1425 code for a protein of 474 amino acids. Gene Ontology annotation, molecular function: aconitate decarboxylase activity. Gene Ontology annotation, cellular component: mitochondrion. The transcript has 5 exons. Gene Ontology annotation, biological process: defense response. Lineage: Eukaryota; Metazoa; Chordata; Aves; Rheiformes; Rheidae.